AUGCUUUUUAAAGAUAUUUCAAGGUACUUAUUACUGCCUAUAUUGCUUGAAAUUAAAGCAGUCAGUGCUGCUGAUGCAAGUACUGGAGGUGUUGGCUGUGCUUAUGGGUCAGAAGUUGGUACAAUUGAUGGCUUUGGUGCUACUUUUUAUUCUUAUCCUCUCAGUGGUAGUGCAGCUGGAAAUACAGCCGAUGGAAGUGUUAGUACUGCAUUUUUUCAGUCUAGCUUUAGUGAAUACGGUUUAUAUGGAAGCACUACUGGCGUGACCCUACCAGUGGUCAGUUAUGAUGGUGGGGCUCCAAAUGCCAUGACAUCCAUUUUCGGAAUUUCAGUUACCGGUAAUCAUUUUGCUCUUGAAUUGGAUGGAUAUUUCUAUGCAGAAACAUCAGGAAUCUACACAUUAAAGCUAACAGAUGUUGAUGAUUAUGUUGCCGUUUGGUUUGGUUCUGGUUUGGAUUGCUGUGAUACAUCAUCUUCUGACAAUAGUAUUGCACCUGACUUUGCUACAGGACGAAGUCUAAACUCAAACACUAAUGGUGGAACAACAUAUUCAGUUUACCUAUCUGCCGGUUCAUAUUAUCCAAUUAAGAUAAGAUUUGCAAACGUUGUUGUGGGAGCAUAUCUUGACUUUAGUAUUAUUGAUGCUUCAGAGAAUGAAAUCACAAACUUUGAUGGUUAUGUGUAUCAAUUUGUUAAUAUUGAUGAUUCUUGUUCUACUAUUAUCGCUAAACUUCCUUUAGCUACUACCACGGUCACAACGGAUGUGACACAUACUACAUCAACAACAGAACUUACCAUCUAUACAUCUAAUGGGGAGACAAUUACUAGUAGUAUCAUUGUUAUUGAAGACCCUCCAUUAUCUACAUCCACUGUUUACACUGAUAUCCAAACACCUUUAACAACAACUACAUACACAACUUAUAUAUCUGAUGAUGUCGAGGAACCACCCCUUACUACGACUACUGUCACAACCGAUGUCGCUGCAGUUACUACUACAACUGAUGUCAGUACUUACAUAUCCGACAAAAAGACAUAUACAACUAGUGUUGUCGUGGUCGAGGAACCACCCCUUACUACGACUACUGUCACAACCGAUGUCGCUGCAGUUACUACUACAACUGAUGUCAGUACUUACAUAUCCGACAAAAAGACAUAUACAACUAGUGUUGUCGUGGUCGAGGAACCACCCCUUACUACGACUACUGUCACAACCGAUGUCGCUGCAGUUACUACUACAACUGAUGUCAGUACUUACAUAUCCGACAAAAAGACAUAUACAACUAGUGUUGUCGUGGUCGAGGAACCACCCCUUACUACGACUACUGUCACAACCGAUGUCGCUGCAGUUACUACUACAACUGAUGUCAGUACUUACAUAUCCGACAAAAAGACAUAUACAACUAGUGUUGUCGUGGUCGAGGAACCACCCCUUACUACGACUACUGUCACAACCGAUGUCGCUGCAGUUACUACUACAACUGAUGUCAGUACUUACAUAUCCGACAAAAAGACAUAUACAACUAGUGUUGUCGUGGUCGAGGAACCACCCCUUACUACGACUACUGUCACAACCGAUGUCGCUGCAGUUACUACUACAACUGAUGUCAGUACUUACAUAUCCGACAAAAAGACAUAUACAACUAGUGUUGUCGUGGUCGAGGAACCACCCCUUACUACGACUACUGUCACAACCGAUGUCGCUGCAGUUACUACUACAACUGAUGUCAGUACUUACAUAUCCGACAAAAAGACAUAUACAACUAGUGUUGUCGUGGUCGAGGAACCACCCCUUACUACGACUACCGUCACAACCGAUGUCCCCUCGCCAACUACCAUGACUGCCGUUACUACCUACACUUCUGGUGGAAAGGCUGUUACCAGCAGUUACCUCCUUGUCGAAGAGCCUGCUAUGUCUGCAAAGACUGUCACCACUGAUGUCUCCUCACCAACUACCACGACUGCCGUUACUACCUACACUUCUGGUGGAAAGGCUGUUACCAGCAGUUACCUCCUUGUCGAAGAACCUGCUAUGUCUGCAAAGAUUGUCACCACUGAUGUCUCCUCGCUAACUACCACGACUGCCGUUACUACCUACACUUCUGGUGGAAAGGCUGUUACCAGCAGUUACCUCCUUGUCGAAGAACCUGCUAUGUCUGCAAAGACUGUCACCACUGAUGUCUCCUCACCAACUACCAUGACUGCCGUUACUACCUACACUUCUGGUGGAAAGGCUGUUACCAGCAGUUACCUCCUUGUCGAAGAACCUGCUAUGUCUGCAAAGACUGUCACCACUGAUGUCUCCUCGCUAACUACCACGACUGCCGUUACUACCUACACUUCUGGUGGAAAGGCUGUUACCAGCAGUUACCUCCUUGUCGAAGAACCUGCUAUGUCUGCAAAGACUGUCACCACUGAUGUCUCCUCGCUAACUACCACGACUGCCGUUACUACCUACACUUCUGGUGGAAAGGCUGUUACCAGCAGUUACCUCCUUGUCGAAGAACCACUGAAUACGCUUUUUUCGUUGACAACAAGUGACCAUCAUAACUUUUGGGAAUAUAGCAAUUCAACUGUUACCAGUUCUAGUUGGCUUGAUCAGACUUCAUUUGAAACAGCUACUGUGACUACAGAAAUUGGGUGCUCCUCUAAAACUACUAACGAGAUAAUCCUAACGCUUCACGGGAAGACAUUUACCACAAGUCUUGUUGAUGAAGUUCCAGCUUCAAGUAGUAAAACUUCUGCUUCCGCACCUUACACAUCUUCUUUUGGUUCUAGUGUUACAUUAAUGGUAGAUGAGGAACCAGCAUCAAGUGUUUCCGAAGAGUUUGCAAUCCAAACUAACAACAACUUCAGAUCCUCAAGUGCUAUGUCUAACCCUGUUGUUGAAAUCAGCAGAGUGCAAACGACAAUUCCUUCCACUUCGACAUCCAUACCAUUUUCAAGCGCAUCCCCAGAUUUAUAUGUUUAUGAGGGAUCCGGCUCUCAAAUAAGAUAUAGUCUUCAAUUAUUAUUAUCGGCUCUCCUCCUUUUUCUAUUUUGA
This is a messenger RNA of Brettanomyces bruxellensis, 3039 nucleotides long. RefSeq lists its product as uncharacterized. Lineage: Eukaryota; Fungi; Ascomycota; Pichiomycetes; Pichiales; Pichiaceae. The record is from RefSeq and is a predicted model, not a curated record. The transcript has a single exon. The coding region runs from base 1 to 3039 and encodes 1012 amino acids.